Olea europaea var. sylvestris is the source of this 3878-nucleotide messenger RNA. RefSeq lists its product as uncharacterized. Lineage: Eukaryota; Viridiplantae; Streptophyta; Magnoliopsida; Lamiales; Oleaceae. Gene Ontology annotation, cellular component: membrane. The record is from RefSeq and is a predicted model, not a curated record. Bases 267 to 3833 code for a protein of 1188 amino acids. The transcript is spliced from 3 exons.
UUUUAUUUUAAGCCAACCAACUGACAAAAAUGGUCUUCAAACUUCCCUUCAACCCCCCAUUCCUUCUUGAAAUCCCCAAUUUAGCCCUUGAUCAUGAUCAAACCUCGGUAGAGGGGUUCAUUUCCCCUUAGUUCUGUUGUUCGUCGUCAUAUGUAUUCAUUUGUUGUCAUCAGGUGUGUGAGCAUUUCUACUCCAGCAUAUAUGCUAGGGCAGUCGGACGUCCGACUAAAAGAAAUUCAUUGGAUGAUCUAUUUUUGCUAUAGCGGAUGUUCUCUCAAACCGUAUUGAUGAAAGGUUUCACAUAUCAGCUUUUCUCUAUGUCCUACCCCUGGGGAUUUUUUGGCUCUGCCAAGUCAUUUUACUUUGUGCGGGUUCUGUUGUGCGCUCUUUCCAUUCUUGCCACAUGUGGGCCACGUUCAGUGAAUGGAGAACAGGAUAGAUUGGGAUGCGAGCUAUGCGGGUCCUACAGAGGCAAUUCUGAUAUGAACUUUCAAGAUAUAUUUGAUGGUCAGAGUAAUUCUAAUUUUAUGUCGAGAAAUUUGCUACAAAAACAUAGACUUGACAAUGUAUGUGCGGAUUUCAAUGCAUUCUGUUCUCCAUCUACAUUGCCUGGAUAUUAUUCUAAAGAAAAUGAGGAUGAGUCUCUAGCAUUUGAUGUUUCUGAGAUUCAAUCCAAAAAUGGAUUGUCCGUGGGAUUGCAUCAGGAGAGAAGUAACUUAAGUCGGUCCUGUGGUAAUUUUAGGUUAUUGGGUGGAAAGACAAUUUGCUGUUCUCUGUUUUAUGAUUAUCAAAAGAAUUACUGUGAAUUGCCAAGUCACAGUAUUAAUCCCAGAAGCAGCCAACUAAGUGAUAUUUCUUCUUGGAGAAGGCCAUUACUCGAUCGUAAAACCCAGAAUUUUCAAUCAGGGGAGAAUAUUAGGAAUGCCAAAUCUAACUUUGUGGAUGGCUUGGCUAGACCUCAGGUGGAAAUAAAGCCUUCCUUAUUGGACUGGGGAGAAAAGCAUUUGUAUUUUCCUUCCUUAGCAUUUUUAACAGUGCAAAAUCUGGACAGUGACAGCAGUUUGAAUGUAUAUGAUCCAUUUAGUACCAAUUCACAGUUUUAUCCAUGCAACUUCAGUGAAAUGGUUCUGAUUCCAGGGGAAGUUGCUUCAAUUUGUUUUGUUUUUCUUCCUACGCAGUUAGGCUUAUCCUCAGCUCAGCUUGUCUUGCAAACAAGCUUUGGUGGGUUCGUGAUUCAGGCUAAAGGCUUUGUUGUCGAUUCCCCUUAUUGGAUAAAGCCGCCAGUUGGUGUUGAUGUUUCAUCAGGUGGAAGGUGGAGAAAGAAUUUGUCUUUGCUUCAUCGUUUCGAUGAAACCCUCUAUGUCAACGACAUAACUGCUUGGAUAUCCAUUUCCUCAAGAAAUGCUUUGUGCUCGGUAAAAGUUGUUUGUAGUAUCAACAGUAACGGAGAUACAAGUGAGUACAGUAUGUUGAGUAAUAAUGACUGGUUGGUUAUUGAAAGUGAGGAAGUUGAUGUACCAUUAAUUGCCAUGAAGCCACAUAUAAAUUGGGAGCUUAGUCCUCUUAAAACAGAGACCCUUAUGGAAUUAGGUCUUUCAAACCAUUCUGAAGGAAAGCUUUUUGGUGCUGUCUGUAUUAAGGUGCUUGGAUCUUCAAAAGAUGAUAUUGAUAUGGCUGUGGUUCCUCUUGAAAGAAAUUGGAGACAAAUAUCUUUAAGCAGCAUUAUGCAGCCACCACCAGAGAUAAAGGCAGUGUAUACAAGAGAAGCAGAUGAAUUGAUGCUCAGGAACUGGAAAUCUCAAGCUAGUGCAAGUUUCAUGUCUGUUCUUGAUGAUGAAGUACUGUUCCCGACAGUUCAGGUUGGAAGUCAUUUUUCUCAGUGGAUAACUGUCAAAAACCCAAGCCAAGAGCCAGCUGUUAUGCAGCUUAUUUUAAAUGCUGGGGAGAUCAUUGAUGAGUGCAGUAUACAUGACAUGCUCUUUCAACCCCCUUCAUCCAGUAGUUUAGUGGGUAAUAAAACAAUUGCUCCAACAAGGUAUGGUUUUUCAAUAGCGAAAAAUGCACUGACAAAGGCUUUUGUUUAUCUUUAUGGUAGAGCAUCAUUAGGACCAAUCCUCUUUCAAUCGUCUAAGCUAUGUGACUGGAGAAGUUCAGCUCUGAUAAGGAAUAAUCUCUCUGGUGUUGAAUGGCUUACUUUGAGAGGAUUUGGGGGGUUGCUUUCAUUGGCCUUGCUUGAGGAGUCUGAUCCUGUGCAGAGUUUAGAGUUUAAGUCUGACUUGCCAACUCCUCUUAAUUUCUCGUUACCAGAAACGUCACACUAUAUGGAGAACAGAAGUCUUUCCUGUUCUCAGCCUUUGACGAAAGAACUGUAUGCUGAGAACAUGGGAGAUCUUCCACUAGACAUCAGACGAAUUGAAGUUUCUGGGGCAGAAUGCUGUUUGAAUGGAUUUUCAGUACAUACAUGUGAACGUUUUUCUUUGCAACCUGGUGAAUUCUUAAAGCUUCAAAUAUCGUACAUAACUGACUUCUCUACAGCUAUAAUACAGAGAGACCUUGAACUGGUUUUGGCGACUGGUAUUCUUGUGGUACCCAUGAAAGCAAGUCUUCUGGUGUACUUGCUUAACUUCUGCGGAAGAUCAAUUUUCCGGACACGAGUGAAGAAAUCUAUGUUUGGGAUUCUUUUCACUGCUUCUGUAUUGUUUCUGCUGCUAUUUUUCUUGUUUCCCUAUGUAAUGGCCUUUGUCUCCCAAAAGAUCUUGCUUAAGAGUGUACAUUGCUCCAUGCUCACCUCAAACCAUGCAGUAAAAUCUUCACGUUCACAUCAUAAUCAUAAAAACAGUAGCAGGUUUUCCGUGUCUCCAGAAAUGAAUGAUUCAGUAAGAUCAAUUGCAGAAGAGGCCGUUCUAUUGAAAUCUGUUGGCAAAUAUUCCCACUGUCAAUCUAACAGCCCAGAAAGUGAGAAUGCUUCUGUGGGAAAUCGAAAGGAAAACAACCGGUUGUUGAACAUUCAGCUGGAAAACUUACAGUCAUCCGUCUCGCAGUCAAAAUCUGAGUCAGAUGAGUGCUCUGAUAUACGAGAUGCACCACAAACUGGAAACCUAUUGGUUAAAAUUGGGAAAGAGAGAGGAAAAGGUCGAAGGAACAAAAAGAAUACUAGUACAGGAGUAAGUGGACUCUUUGAAGUUUCAUGCAGUCAGAGUGGCAAUUCUACACCAUCGUCACCCUUGUUGCCCACCACGUCUUUAAUGCCUAAGCAGCCAUGUACCAUAUCCCCUGAAGUGAAACUUUCUACGGAAAGUAGAAAUCCCUUCAUUCAGGUUGCUAACAAGAAACGCAAGAAAAGUACAUGUUCUAAACCUUGUGCUAAGGCAAAUGCGUUGGGGCCUGAGGUUUCUUUGAACGACGGCAACAAAAACUGGUUUUUUUCUGCUCAUGAGAAUACUAAUUUUCCAAAAAAAGCUGCUGGCAGAGCUGUUCUGAUCCCUUCUGCCACCUUUCCUAGUGCUGUUAGGUCUGCCAUUCCUUCAGUGUGCUGUUCUCCCAUUUUGGCUUCUACAUCUACUAUAUCUCCCCAUGCGCGUGCUCCUGGACCCAGAUUCCACAAUCUGAAAACAACAGAGAAACAUGUGGAGAGUACCGGGAUGGAGGAAAAUUUUACUUACGAUAUAUGGGGUGAUCAUCUUUUUUGGAUCGAUAAGUUUAAGGUCUCUACCAUGUCACCCCAUGCCGUUGCCAUAGAGAAAAACUCAGAGAGCUUCUUUGUUAGGAGUCCUCAAACCCUCAUGACAAACUCUGAGCUACAAUCUGUAAGUUCUCCACCAGAGGGUUCAUGAUAAAUUAUUGGAUUUUAUUUCAAAUUUCCUUGCAAGUUGCAUCUA